This is a messenger RNA of Cydia pomonella (codling moth), 1755 nucleotides long. RefSeq names its product E3 ubiquitin-protein ligase MARCHF2-like. Gene Ontology annotation, biological process: protein ubiquitination. NCBI's taxonomy places the organism in Eukaryota, Metazoa, Arthropoda, Insecta, Lepidoptera, Tortricidae. The transcript has 7 exons. The record is from RefSeq and is a predicted model, not a curated record. Gene Ontology annotation, molecular function: zinc ion binding; ubiquitin-protein transferase activity. The coding region runs from base 107 to 1336 and encodes 409 amino acids.
UUGUCACAAUAAACUGUCAUCAUUUGUCGGCCACCAUGCGUGUUUUAUAGCUACAAAAAUGUUUUUAAAAUCAAUCAGUUACAGAAAUUCAUAGUCAUAAUGUAAGAUGCGAAGAUUUGCAACAUUGGAUUGUUUAGUCGACUCCAAUGAUGUUACUACAUUUUCAUACAACAAUGUCCAAAGUCUGAGACAAGCACUGUUAUCACAUGUAACGUAUCAGCCGCGGAUACAGCAGGCACUUCAACACACCAAUUUUCAUUUUCAUAGAACUUGUAGUUACGGUAAUAUUUUAAGAGAAUGUCAUGUAGGCGAAGGGAGGACUCUGUUGAUGUUCUGGCGUCCUGCGCAUUCUGAAAGCGGCGUCACUGUAAGCAUGUCUGCCUCAAGUUGUUCUUCGAUAAUUCCCAACCCUCACGCUGAUCGGGAGCUGCGCAGCUCAGCGCAGCAGACCGAUAUCACAUGCCGUUACAUAGCCGGUAUGGGCACACCAGUGUCAGAUACAGAAGAAGCUAGAGAGCGCAUACGCGUGGUGGCGGACUCUUUAACGGCAUCCGGGGCUCUCUCGCCGCCCGGCGCGGCGCGCUCGCGUUCUAUACUCGGCUCUGUCUGCGCUCUACUGCUUGCUAAACAGGCUUCGCAGUCAGCGCCAAAAGAAGUGAGCAGCGUAGCGGGCAGCCUAGCUUCAGAGAACAUCUGUCGCAUUUGCUUUGGCGGGGCAUCCGCGGAGCGUCUGGAGCGCCCGUGCGGCUGCCGUGGCACCAUCGCCGCCGUCCACCGUUCCUGCCUCGAGCGCUGGCUGCUGCAGGCGGCCACCAGCUACUGCGAGCUCUGCCGGCACCAUUACGUGGUCACCAGGAGUCACAAAUGGUCCUGGAUGCGUUCUCUAAUCGAAUGGGCGCGAUCUGGGCGAGGGCGAGCGCUGGCCGCCGACGCGUGGCGCGGGGUGGCGCUCGGCGCCGCGAGCGUGUUCGGCACGGCGCGCGCCCUGCACGCGGCGGACCGGGCGCUGCAGGCCGGCGCCAGGGCCGGCGGCCCUGCUGCUCUGGCUGCGAACCUGUUCUCGUCGCUGCUCAUCGGUAUCAUUGGUGCCCUAAACGGUCUCCUAACAACGUGGAUCCUUCUCAAGAUCCAGGAGCACCAGAUGUCCUGGCAAGCUUGGCGGGACAGCACUCUCCACGUGCGAGUGUUGCUGGCCGACGACGUACCCGACGAAACGCUGACGGACGAAGACGAGAGGCUGCUUGCGCGCACCGAUGAUCCGCCGACGAUUGACAGGAGCACUAAUGUCGCUGAUCCAUUUAUGGUCGCUAUGCCCUUUGCUUUGCCAGACCCCUGAAAGAUCCUCUAAAAAUUCGGUGUUAUGAUAACCUUUAAACAUAGUCCUACCAACCCCCUAACAAUUUUAUCACAAAUAGUGACGGGUAAUAUUUUUGAAUAUUUAUCGAUAUCGAUGGAUAAAAAAAUUAACAAAACAUAGCGAAAUAAAAAAUAAACUUAACAACAUAACAAGCGGUUCGAUUUUCUUGUACGCAGUACCUACUUAUAAUUAUAAUUUGUUUGGGCGUGGAUUGUUGAAAAAUUGCAGCAAAACACUCAGUCAUAUUUAAAGUAAUCGACAUGUCAGCGAAAUUUGUCUACUUCAUAGUUUCUACGAUCGCGUUUUGUGGCAUUUUCUCAAUGAUAGUGCUGAGCCGUCACUUCAGUACAAGAUAUGAUGAUGUAUGCAUAACUACAGAAUAAAAAUAAUACGAACAA